Molecule: messenger RNA, 1493 nt
Organism: Prorocentrum cordatum
Lineage: Eukaryota; Dinophyceae; Prorocentrales; Prorocentraceae
Source: the annotation of a GenBank genome assembly
GGGAUCUUCGGGACGUCGCGGACACGCUGGCGCGCAACGAGGAAGACGAGACGAGGCGAAGAGAGGCGCAGUACUGGUCCGCGUACAACGAGGCCAUUGCCUGGAAAGUUAGGGCGGGGGCGCCUCUUGCAGCGCUGGCGAUCGAUCGUCGCUGUCUGUUCGAGUAUGCGCGGAGUCUGCGCGAGGGUGCCGCCAGCUCUCUCGCGCGCAUGGCGUGCGCGCGGAAGUUUCCGCGCGUGGAAGGGCGCAAGGGGAAGUCGAUUGAGUGGUGCGCGGUGACGCCGAACACGGACAGAUUGUUCGGUCUGUCAGGCGCGUUUGUGAGGGGGCACAUGUCGGUGGACGCGUGCGCGGAGCGGUUCGGCAACGUGAGUGCCGACGGGGAGUGUAGCAGCGGCGUGCGUCUCCAAGAUCGAAUGGAGGAGUUUCACGAUUGGCAAGUGACGGCCCCAUCAGAAGAGGGGCCCGUCAGGGUGCUCUGUUGCCCCGAGGACAUGCGGUGCGGCAGUGGCGCGUGGCAUUCGGAGAACGCGGCGUGCAGCUGUUGCGAAGCCCCGCUGUGCGGGGAGUGUAAGAACGCGAUGGUGGGCGCCCGCGGCGAGGCGACGCCGCCCCCCGCGGCGCUGGCCAAUGAUACGAUGGCCUUGUACUCGCCGGAAGAACUGUUCGGUAGCAAGGAGCGGUCUUUCGACGUGGAAGUGGGGGGCAGCGAGGUCCGCAUGGCGGCCCGCGGCGCCGCGACUUCGCUCCCGAUGCCGUGGGCGGACGUUAUAGCGCAGUUGGCUGCUGCGGACGAGGCUGCCGCAGAGGGGCACGCGCCGCCACUGCCGCGCACAGGCGCGGAGCUGGCGGGCAUCGCGUCAGCGAUCUUAAAGUCGGGCGGCGACGACGACGCGGCAGCAAGCAUGUCCACGUUCGUGCACCAGGCUGUCGCGCGCAGGAGGGUGGUCGUGGAUCUCAUCGAGGGGGCGAAGGCUCGCGGGCAUCGCGCGUGCCGGAACGUUGAUAUGGAUGAGGGUCGGAAGAGGGCCAUGGAGCUACCAGAGGAAGGCGUGCCACCGGAGAUCAUGCGCCUGGUUCCCCUGGACGACGCGCUUGGCAAUAUCCAAAUGCAGAAGGCGGCGACGCCGGCGACGCCCGUGCCGAGCCCCGACGGACGACGGGAGGCGGCAGAUAUUUUGGAAACCACGAAGGCGAACGCCGUGGUGCGUGAGAAGAGCAGUUUCGACGAGGGAGACAUAAAUGCGCAACGGACUGAGGCCGCGCGGACCUUCGUGCAACGGCUGGAUGAGGAUUGCGCGCGUGGCGGGGCCGACGAGACGUCGAACUCCAGCGACGAGGAGAGAGGCGACGGGGAGACUGAUCAGGGAAGCAAGCGCGCCUGCGUGCUCGAGGGAGCGGCCUCGGGCGCGGAUCAAGCGUCGCGAGAAGCAGUGGGGCGCGACAUGCUGACGCAGGCCGGGCACGAAGGGAAGCGCGUGGAUCGCUUCCGC